Molecule: messenger RNA, 3264 nt
Organism: Podarcis lilfordi (Lilford's wall lizard)
Lineage: Eukaryota; Metazoa; Chordata; Lepidosauria; Squamata; Lacertidae
Source: the annotation of a GenBank genome assembly
UGCGGGGGACACUGUGUUUUUUAAUGAGAAACGUGAGCUAGAAGGUGGAUUUGAUAUUAUCAACUGGGUAACUUUCCCAAAUAAGUCCUUCUUAAGAGUGAAAGUUGGGAAGAUGGAUCCCCAAGCACCACUGGGCAGUGAUUUCUCCAUUGAUGAGAAGAGCAUUACAUGGCACCAGAGUUUUAACCAGGUAGGACCCAAUUGCAGCUUCUGAGGUCUAUAGGUAGACAUGCACCAGAUUUGUUUGUUAAUCAUUUACACCCUAUGGAAGGAGUUCCUUUUAGCUGCAUUGAUUUCUGUUGUUGCCAUGUUACGUAAGUUAUUUUUCUUAAUGUGUAAUGUGAAUUAAAAAUCCAAUAAUUAUAUAAAUUUUAGAAGACUUUUAGAAGACAUCUGAAGGCAGCCUUGUUUAGGGAAGCUUUUAAUGUUUGAUGCAUUACGGUAUUUUAAUAUUUUGUUGGAAGCCACCCAAAGUGGCUGGGGAAGUCCAGCCAGAUGGGCGGGGUAUAAAUAAUAAAUUAUUAUUAUUAUUAUUAUAAACAUUUUAGAAUAAGAACAUCCACAUGCUACAAGCACAGUCAUCAUGCAAUGCAAAAUUGUGCUUCGUAGGAAUCUUUAGUAUCAUUUCUGUGAUUCAUUUCUUUAAAGGAACCAAGUUGCCACUUCUCAUCUUUAAAAAAAUAUUAUAAAAGGAAACACAUAUCAGUAGGUCCAUUGUCUUGCACAUUUUCUUUCCUGAACCAUUUACUGGCUGAUUGGCUCAGUUGGUUAGAGCAUGGUGUUGAUAAUGCCAAGGUCACAGGAUUGAUCCCAUUUUAGGACAGCUGCAUUACAGGGGGGUUGGAAUAAAUUAUUCUCAAAGUUCCUUCCAAUGCUACAAUUUUUGAUUCUAUUGCCUUUUUUAUUGGGUUAAAUAUCCACUAAUAUUGGUGAUUGUCACAACCAUUGUAAAGUUGGCGGUGCUAAUUAAUUAUUUUUUAAAAAAACAAAAAACAACCCUCUGGGUGCCUUAUUUCAAUGCAGCAGCCUGUUGAUGAAAAGGCAGAGACCAAACACAAAUAGAAUAGAAUACAUGCAAUACCUUCUGUUUUAUGGGCAGGUGGUGCCCCUUGCCUUGUGUAAUGACCACUGCCAUCCAGGUUACAGCAGACAAAGGAAAGAGGGGAAACCAUUUUGCUGCUAUGAUUGUACUCCAUGUCCAGAAGGGAAGAUUUCAAACCAGACAGGUAAGGUACUGUAUGCUAUAGUAUAUCAACUAUAUUGAGAACAUGUUUUUGUUAGCCAUUUGUGAACAAACAGACGUCUUACAAAAGACUUGAAGAUAAACCUUUACUUGUCCGGUUGUCAACUGUUGAACAACAAGUAUUAUUCAUAUAUAUAUAUAUAAAUGCAAUGUGCUUCUGUCCCUUGAGCCCACUGAGAAGCUUUAGUCCUUUUUUGUUUUCAAAGCUCCUUCAUAGCAGAGCAUAAGUUUAUAAUCCAUAUCUUGCCCAUCCUCAAAAACUCCCCCAGAGAGUGUCUGCUUGAAGUCACUAAACUCCCACGCUCUCAAUCAAAGAUGCAACUAACAGUAGAACCAACCAACCGUCAAGUACCAACUACCUUCUUCUUCCCCAAUACCAUUUAUUUUUUGUGAAAUAUAUUUACUGUUCUUAAACCACUGUACAAGUGUAUUAAAUGCUGUACCACUGUACAAGUGUAUUAUCAUAAACAAUAUUAUAAAUUGCUAACCAGCAUAUCUUCUGCUUACCUCCACACCUGAAAACUUCAUGGAUUGCAUGGACAGCAACUUACUUGAUCACCAAAAUUCUAGAAAUGUCAAUUCAAGAGAAUUUUUUUGGCCAUAUUCCUAGGUGUGUUAACUGGAUUAUAUUAGCACCUUUAGUCUUCCGUUGACAUUAAGCUUCCUUUCUGGGGAAAGGAAAUUGGUAAAUGUAACUUCCUAUUUUACAACCAUUUCUACUGGUAAGCUGUGAAACAUUAAUGUUUAAUUAUUAUUUCUCCAUUCAGAUAGCAAGGAAAGCUCCUAUUGUUAGAAUGGGGACUUUUUUCUCUCUAAACACACCAACUUUCAAUUCUAUGCAUGUGUAAACACAAACAUUUAUGGAGCUUAUGAUUUAGAUUUAAUUCUCAUUUAAUUAUCCACUGAAAAGAAUCUUCCAAAAAUAGCUUACCUUAAAGACAAAACAUGUUAACACUAUAACAAUUUCCUGAAAAAGAUAAUGUUUUGUAUCAUGUAUACUGUGAAUUACAUUGAAUUAUAGUACAGUGACAUUCAAAGUUUCCUGAUCCGAUACCAUAAAUAUUUAUAUCUCAGUGAGACUGAAAAUACUAUAACUGUAAUCCUGAUUUCUUUAUACUGCAAGAUAUGGAUGACUGCUUUCAGUGCCAAGAAGAUCAGUAUCCUAACCAAGAGAGAAACCAGUGCAUCAGCAAGAAAGAAAACUUCCUAUCUUAUGAAGCACCUUUAGGCAUCAGUUUGGCUCUUUUGGCUCUGGCUUUUUCUGUAACUACGGCUUUGGUGUUUGGAAUCUUCAUCAAACAUCAAAACACUCCCAUUGUCAAAGCCAACAACCGGAAUCUCACCUACACCCUGCUCAUCUCCCUCCUGCUCUGCUUCCUCUGCUCCUUGCUAUUCAUUGGGCGCCCCCAGUUACUGACCUGCAAUCUACGACAAACUGCCUUUGGUAUUAUCUUCUCAGUGGCUGUUUCUUCUGUUUUGGCUAAAACCCUCACGGUGGUUCUGGCUUUCAUGGCUACCAAACCAGGAUCCAAGAUGAGGAAAUGGGUGGGGAAAAGAUUUUCCACCUCUAUUAUUCUCUGUUGCUCACUUAUCCAAGCAAGUAUUUGUACAGCAUGGCUGGGUACUGACCAUCCAUUCCCAGAUCUGGACAUGCACUCUCUGCCUGAAGAAGUCAUAGUGGAAUGCAAUGAAGGAUCAGCCAACAUGUUCUACUAUGUUCUUGGUUACAUGGGAUUGCUGGCUCUUGUCAGCUUCAUUGUGGCUUUCUUUGCUCGGAAGCUGCCGGACACUUUUAAUGAAGCCAAAUUUAUUACUUUCAGCAUGUUGGUGUUUUGCAGUGUGUGGCUUUCUUUUGUUCCAUCCUACUUAAGCACCAAAGGGAAGUACAUAGUGGCUGUGGAGAUCUUCUCCAUCUUGGCCUCCAGUGCUGGAAUCUUGGGUUGUAUUUUCUCCCCAAAAUGUUAUAUCAUUGUCUUCAAGCCUGAACUCAACUCAAAAGAGCAACUAAAAAAGAGAAAUAA